Xenopus tropicalis (tropical clawed frog) is the source of this 633-nucleotide messenger RNA. RefSeq names its product vomeronasal type-2 receptor 26-like. Gene Ontology annotation, molecular function: G protein-coupled receptor activity. NCBI's taxonomy places the organism in Eukaryota, Metazoa, Chordata, Amphibia, Anura, Pipidae. The transcript has a single exon. The annotation marks the transcript as partial. The record is from RefSeq and is a predicted model, not a curated record. Gene Ontology annotation, biological process: G protein-coupled receptor signaling pathway. Gene Ontology annotation, cellular component: membrane.
AUGUGUAUUGAGAAACAAACUGACUUUCUCUCCUACGAUGGCAGUUUGACUCUGUCCUUUGCUUUAAUUUCUGUGAUAUGUUUUCUGAUGAACGAAAUUAUAUUUGGAAUCUUUAUUUCAUAUCAAGACACUCCAGUAGUAAAGGCCAAUAAUCGUGAUCUGAGCUUUAUUCUCCUCAUUGCCAUCAAGCUGAGCUUCCUCAGUGUGUUUCUGUUCCUCGGUCGCCCUGUGGAUAUAACCUGCAUGCUGCGCAUCAUCACUUUUGGAAUCACCUUCUCCAUAGCUGUCUCUUCUCUCCUGGCCAAGACUAUCAUGGUUUGUGUUGCUUUCAAAGCCACCAAGCCAGGGAGCUCAUGGAGAAAAUGGCUGGGAGUCAAACUGUCCAAUUCUGUAGUCUUGUUCUGCUCAUCCAUUCAAAUAAUCAUCUGCAUGACUUGGUUGGCCAUUUCUCCUCCCUUUCAGGAACUGGACAUUCACACUUCCCCUGGAACCAUCAUCAUUCAGUGCAAUGAGGGCUCAGCUAUUGGCUUUUACUCAGUUAUUGGGUAUAUGGGGCUUCUGGCAGCUGUUAGUUUUGUUUUAGCAUUUUUAGCUCGGAGCUUACCGGACAGUUUUAAUGAGGCCAAGUACAUC